Peronospora matthiolae is the source of this 888-nucleotide messenger RNA. NCBI's taxonomy places the organism in Eukaryota, Oomycota, Peronosporomycetes, Peronosporales, Peronosporaceae. The record is from the annotation of a GenBank genome assembly.
AUGCUGAGCCUCCUCAAUUUAGUGAUACCCGGUAGUAGUGAUGUGCUGCUAUCGCCACUGACCACAACGUCAAUCGACGACUACGAUCCGAUCGACUAUCCGUUCAUGCUCCAGCCACCGGCACUUGAGUACUCGUUUGUAUCUCCGUCGCUAGCGAUUGAGUACCCAUGGAUGCCCGAGUCGCAAGACUUUCUUCCACAACAGCUGACAAGCGUGAUAGAUUCGAUAGCCGGUCCAACGGAGCUCAUUGUUUCGCACACGUCCCAGGUUGGGACUGAGCCAAUGUUUGAUCCAACUCACUGCCAGAUCAAGUCGCUGUCGCUGCUUUAUCCAGAUUCUGCACUUCCUGACAUGUCGGAUGAGAUGCCUCAGCUGGAUUACGUCGAUGCCCGUGAACUGAUUGCGCUUUUCACAGACACUGGUGUCCCGCAAGAAGAGCGCCAACAUGAGAAGCAGCAGCACCAAGUGCAGCAGCAGCAAUUGCUGCUCUUGUCCAAGAAGUCCAAAGGCAAAUGCGCCGUCGCCGGCUGCAACACCAAAAUGCAGAGCAAAGGAAAACAUUGCGUCGGUGCAAACGUCACGGUGGUGGUGCACGCUGCAGAGUUGAAGGCUGCAAGACAAGCAGCCAGGGUGGAGGCUUGUGUCGAGCUCACGGAGGUGGGAGACUGUGCACCGCCCCCGGGUGCAAGAAGGGUGCCCAGCGACAAGGCAAAUGCUCCACACAUUCUUCGCAACAGUGCAGAGUGGACAAUUGCUCGAGUGUCGCCCGAUGCAGAGGCUUAUGCAACCGACAUAAGAAAACGUUGCAGUUCUAGUGACGCGAGCAGCUCGAUCAUUUGUGUACACCAGCAGCCAAAACAAGGUGCUUCGACCCAGUGGAAGUCAUGA